CAUUGUUGGUCUUUUUCUUUCUUAAUCCUUACUAUAACCUCCUUCGGUCCUUCCUGCGAUUCUCAUCCAUGGCUUCGGAGAAAGGUCGGCCAUUGCCUAAAUUCGGUGAGUGGGAUGUGAACAAUCCUGCCUCAGCCGAAGGGUUUACUGUCAUAUUCAAUAAGGCUAGGGAUGAGAAGAAGACUAACAAUUCUGCAAAGAAAAUAGUAACCCCAAGUGGAUCUGAUCUUGUGUUCCAGAACAAGGAAAAUUAUCCUCAAUAUCCUCGAAAGAGCAAGUGGUUUUGCUGCGGUUGACUGUAUAGUAAUUUGAGUGCCUAGAGGACAUGAAAUAUGGC
Gastrolobium bilobum is the source of this 337-nucleotide messenger RNA. Its product is annotated as protein NOI4-like. The record is from RefSeq and is a predicted model, not a curated record. Lineage: Eukaryota; Viridiplantae; Streptophyta; Magnoliopsida; Fabales; Fabaceae. The transcript is spliced from 3 exons. Bases 69 to 296 code for a protein of 75 amino acids.